Molecule: messenger RNA, 24430 nt
Organism: Podarcis lilfordi (Lilford's wall lizard)
Lineage: Eukaryota; Metazoa; Chordata; Lepidosauria; Squamata; Lacertidae
Source: the annotation of a GenBank genome assembly
AUGAAAGGUAUAGCAACAAAAUUAACAAAGCCUUGCUAUGUGCUUUUGAAAGAUACCAACCAGCAAAGAAAACAAAAACAUUGUUUAAUGCAUCUGAAUCCAAAGAAAUUGCCACAGAAAAUGCAAAACAAAAGGAAGGACGGUAUUUAUGAAAAACUAAGGGUUGCCCUGUUUGACUUGUUGGAUAAAAAUUGUACUAAAAAGCUAAAGACAUCCCCCAAGAUUAAGAAUGCUGGGGGACAACUGGAAUAUGAAAAAGUGAACAAGGUGGAAAGUAGCUUGGAACUCGACACUUCUGUUCAAGUGCUAAGUUCUGGAGAAUCAGACGCUGGGGAAACAAAUAAUGAUUUUGGCAUUAAAGCUGAAAGAGCAAAAUCUACAGAUAUAUCUGCCCUAUGUGAUGAAGGUAUUUUUGCAAGAUUUUCUUCUAAGGAAUCAUGCCAUGAUAAUUCCAUUAUCCAUCAUUGUCAUGAAGAAGAAAUUGAAAAAGAGAAAGAGUGUUUAGAUACUUCUCCAAUUCAUGAGACGCAGUAUCAAGAGUAUCAAGAUCUGGACACAUUACCUAGCUUUUUAGGAGAAACGUCAGUCAGUGAUAUUAGUCAAAAUCUGAUAGCUACUUUUCAUACAGAAGCUUUACAGACUCACAAAAUUUAUUCCUGUUUUUCAUCUGAAAAUUCAUUUAGUGAAACCAAGGUCUCCAAAAUAUCCAGAAGAAUGGGUGCUUCUUCUCCUCUGUCGCCUGAUACAACUGUUAAGAAAGGAGACAUAUGUCAGGCAAACUCUGAAUUUGAACCUAACUUUGUUUCAGGGGUCAAUCUUAAAUUAGACUUGAAGGACACAGUUUCUGACAUAAUGAAAAGUGAGAUGUCCAUAGGAGAAAGAAUUGUUUCAGAUUCUAUGGAUGCAUCGGCUGAAGAAUUUCUCAGAGAACAAGUGGGUGUGGAAGAACAUGAGACUCUAAACCCAAACAAUACCUUGUCUGGGAAGAUGAAUAUGGAUAGUUGCUGGUUUCUUCUGAAAAUUGAUGAAGUUAUAGAUCAGGAAGAUUCUAUGUGUGCCACAGAUGAAGAAAACAAUUUCAGAGACCUGGAGUGUGGAGAUGUUAUUUUAGAUCAUGGUCUUGACUUUCCACAGUUGGAAAUCAAGUCAGGGUAUCAGUCAUUCACAGGUGGCACUGCAGUUACCAAGCUCAGUGAGAAAAGAAGAAUAUCAAGUGAUCACCAAGAGGACUUGGAUGGCGAGAUCAACAAUGUAGAAGAAAGUGUGAAUACUCAACCAGCCGAAGAAAACAGUCCUGUGCAGGUGUGGUUGUAGUAGUAUGUUCACUGUAGGCUGGUGCAAACACUACUGUAGUUAAGGGACCAAGAGUAAGCCAAUUAGGAUAGCAUAUUCCCUCCCCCUAUUCCACAUGCUUUUUAUUGUAAAUUCUUCCUACCUGGCCUUAGCAGCCGUUAAGUAAUACCCAUGUUUGUCAUAUGUAUCUUACCUUUACAUCCCAGACAGGAAGCUCAAAGAGGCUGGCAGUCUUGGUAAAACGUAUCAGUUAAAAUAGUCUAAAAAUUUAAGUCCCAAAUAACCUGCCUUCCCACUUCACCAGUGAUUUCUAAUUAGCUUCAAACCUAAUAUAGAAUAGGGAAAAUCUGUGGACUGUUUUAAAAAUUAUUGUAAACAACUUAUGUCAUUAGCGGGAUUGACAUAAAAAUGUGCAGUUACAAUUUAAAGGGGAUACAAAAGGAAAAUUUAGUAAACAGGUUUGAAUUGGAUAUGCAGGGGUAAAAGAUACACCAUAAGUAACAGCAGAAAGGGGGGAGGGGGUCAUUAAGAUUUGGCACGUUGACUGUAAACUUAGUCAAAAUAUUUGUAAAAUGGAAAAAUAAAAAAUAAUUAAAAAAAUUCUAAUUAGUUUCAAACCUGGGUUAAGAAUCUUGGUGAAGUAGAAAACCUGAAUAUUUGUAUUUUUUAAAAAAUGGGAUUUGUUAUUUUAUCCUAUCAAAGUUUCAGGACUAUUUAUAACAUUAAAAUAUCAUGUACAAAAACUGGCCCUAAAAUGAGACCUCUACAGUAUUCCAUGAUAAAAGCCCUAGCCAAUCCCGCCAGAGUAAGAAAUGUAAUUCCUCCUGUCGUACUUGGCAAGCUUCAGAGAACACUUGUACACGCUUUAAAAAUUAUCUGGAUUUUGAACACUGAUGGUUGGAAAGGUGUUCUUUGUUGAUCUUGAUGGGAAACAGUGAGUGUGGGGGACGGGUGAUCUGUUAGAUAUUUUUCUUAAUCAGCCAACUAAAAAACAGAUUGCUUUUAAAAGUUGGUUUAUAAUUGGUGUGUUCUCUUUCUGUCCAAGGAGGAAGAAAGCCUGCGACCACAUCAAUCUCACGGUGUAAAAAUGGUCUUUUACGUAUGUCAUCUUCUUACUGUCCUCAUUGCUUUAUGGUUAUGGUUUGGUGAGGAUUAAGUAAUCUAAUUUUAAUGCAGUAUUUGAACUCUAGGCUUUACCAUCUUAUUUCUCAAGUUGCAGUAUGCAACAUAGCUCCUUUAAAUCUAAUAAUAAAGAGGUAGGAUAUACCACUACAGCACUGGGAUAGAAAUAAGCUAACUCUGAUUAAUUAUCCCCUUGAAUAACCAUUAAUUACCUACCGUAGAUGCCUUGUUCCAGGUUAAAACUGGCCAGCUUUAGGGUGCUAAUUGUAAUUUAAGAUUGCAGUCUUCUCAGAAGUCCCAUUAAAUUGGGAGUAAGUAGGGCUAGGACUGCAGCUUCAAUUAUUAGCCCUUUGGGCAUGUUAACAUCAGAAGGGCUGUAGCUCAGCAUGCAGGUCCAAUGUUUGUUUAAUUUCAUUUCAUGAAAUGUACCACGUGAUUAUAAAAAAAGGUCAAAGUGGUUUCAUGUGUGGCAUUGCCAAGUAGGGCUGAGAAUGUCCCUAUGAGAGCCUAUGCCAACCAUUGUAGGCAGCACUAAGCUAGAUUGACAUUUCUUCCAGUGUUCUCUGGAAAUACAGCAGAUAAAAGAUUGUGAGGUUAUCAGGCUUGACGUGAAGAGUCAUAUUCCCCUGAAUCACACCAACGCCUAAAGCUGGGCCUGUUCUCUGAAAGUUAAUAAGUAGUUCUGUCUCAGUGUUCUGAACUACAUAGGCAUUUGGUUAUGUACACAACUCUACGAAUUUGUAAACUGAUGCAGAUUAACUUUGAGCUUGCGAUGGCCACUUAAAAUCUGAUAAUGGGGCAGUUUGCACAGCACUACUUUUGAACCCCAGUGUGUAUUUGUGAUGGCCUGCGGAGCAGUCUGCUGCUGCUUCAUCUUGUGGAUGUACUGAAUAGACAGGUGUAAAUCAGCUGUCGCACACGCAGGUUAAUCUGUGCCAGCUUAGAGUAAUUACUUGCAACCCAGCCUCUCUCUGCAGCUAUAUUUGUGACUAUCUUGUAGAUGUGUCUGUGCUAGAGCCAGCUCAUAUGUAGGACUAUUUGAUUUGUCCUACCAACAGCCAAAUGGAAGGGAGAGGAAAGCAAGAAGCUACAGACUUUCCAAGAGGAUCAGUUUUGUAAUUAUGAAGUGAAAUGAGGGGUGAAAAUGAUCCUAAUCAUCACAAUGAGUUGACAAAUACCAGUAUUGCAGAACAGAGGAAUCAGAUUCUUCUAGUGGACUCUUCUUCCCUUGAGAUUUGUCUCUGGAAUGUUGAGAUACCACACGUUUUCAUCUCUCUUCUUUCUCUAAUUUUAUCUUUCUGUAUGUGGAUUUUUGCCCUCUUGCGUCUCUGCCCCCCUAGGGCUUGCAUGGCUGUUGGUUGCAGCAGGCCUGGCUAUAAGCUUCCCCUAGCAAGUGGUGCCUCUGGGGCUGGCCAGGGGGUGCUGGUUGCCAGGAACUGAGACGGCCUUGGAGUAAGCUAGCAAGUGGGUGAGGGAGCCCAGCCAGCCAGUCCACUAGUCCUUGCUGUGGGGAAUGGAUAGACAAGUGGGGAGUGAAGAGGCACCUCUCUUUGGGGCAAAGGGUAAAGGACUGUGGACUCUGCAGGCAAGGGGUGACAUAAUUUGGCUUCUGAGGCUUGGAGCACAUUUCCUCACAGGGAAGCCGCAGAAAGAAUGUAGUUGGUCAAGGGAGCUGCGGUCCUCAAAAGGUUGAAAACCUCUGCUUUAGAUAGUUGGCACUUCUGAAAUCAGAAGUGGUUCAGUGUGGGACGGCCAGGCACUGACUCGAUGAAUUGACCACUCGUAUCCUAGUGCUUUUGGUUGAAGCCUUGCUUUUCCAUGAUUGGCUGGAAGUGGAAUUAGAAUGGUAGUUCUACACAGUACUUCAUGUAACUCAAGCAAUGUCUAUUCCUAACACCAAGAUCUUCUUAUAAUGUUGAGUACUGUUUAGCAAAGGUACACAUCAACAUUAAUUAAACACUUACACUCUCUGACUCUAAUAUUGUUCCUCUGAGGUAACAGAAGAUGCAAGGAAGAUUUUUAAAAUUUAAGGUGUAAAGUUCUGAAAAGUCUUAAUGGAACUUUGCCACCAUUUGCUUGUGCAGCGUUGGGCCUGAUGUCAUCACAUGAUGAUAGUGAGGCUGACUUGAGAUCUAGCAGGUCCAGUCAGCCCUUCCCCAUUCCCAUAAUGCCCUGUUUUAGGGUUUUAUGCAAGCUGCCACUUGAGGUGGAGGGGAUCCCACUUGCAUCACUUUCACCCAACAGGCAAAUUGGGAGCUCUGUUACCUGUGGAGUGACACCUCUUAAACCGGCUCCUCCCCAGCCCAAUGCAGAGGGGGUUGUGAUUACAGUGUUAGUUGAUUAAUCAAUGAGUUUCAGUUUAUAAUUUGUGAGACUGCUAGUGAAGGGCACAUGUGCUUAUUAACUGGUAGAAAAAUGGAUAUGAUCAACAGUUUUUUCAGGUUGCAGUCACUGGAGGAGUAAGCUCCACUGAAUACAAUGGGUUUUGCUUCUGAAUAGGAUUCUGCUGCAUAUUGAUUGACAGCUGCCUUUUGUUGCUAAGAUGAUUUUUUCUACAUAACACUAAAACUUUCCUCAACCUUUCUUUUUACUAUAAUGACAAAGUGACUUAAAUAAGGAACUGUCCAUAAUUUUAAAAAAUAAAAUAAAAUUGUGUGACCAUGUAAAUAUUAAUGUGAGGUAGCAAGUAGAGUCACAUUAAACUGAGUGUACAGUCUGUCCACUUUAGAUUUUGCAUCUGCAUUACAGAUACAAAAAAGGGCAAAAAACACUAUAAGAGCCCCUCUCUUGUCCUGCUGCUUUAUUAAUGUCCAAAGAGAAAUCAGAGAAGAGGCAUUUGUAAUGGAAACGAGCGCUUUGAUCAGUUUAUUAUACCUACAUUACAAACCCAAAUGUGUCAAUUAAUGCCUUUUAGCCUCAUGUAUGAAUUCCUGUUCCUGGAUCCAAUAAAGCAGAAAGCUUAGCUGCCAAAUAUAGAUCCAUUUUAGGAUCAUGGUGGAAUUUACGACAGUUCCCACUCCUCCCCCAUACUUUCCUAGUCUUAUAUUUAAAACUAUUUUCUGUUUGAUUCUAUUUGUUCUGUAAUUUACUUCUUUUAGGAAUUGUCUGGGUCAACAGUCAAACUCCUUGGAACUCAGACUCGCAGUGAUGAAAUGUUCACUUUGGGGAAGCUCAUAGAACUGGAGGAUUCAUCAGAUGAUGAGGUGCACAUUACUAGAUCCCAUUCAGUAUAUAUUUCCCAUUACAUUGCAGCAUGAUGAAAUAACUGAGUAGAAUGAUUAGCAGCUGACAGCAAUAAAGGUUAAGAUAGUUGAGCAAGCUCCUUUUUAAUGAAGAUGAUUGGAUCGGAGUUUGCAAUAAGUUUCAGGCCUCUUUCUGCUUCGUAGUAAUGUCAAGAGCUUAUUAAUUUGUUGGAAGCCGAACUUGUCUCUGGUGCCAGUCAUGCUGCAGAGGCUGUGUGAAAGGAGAAUGUGACUGAUACCUCUCAGCACUGAGCUGGCUAAAGGGAGUAUUUGUUCAUCCAUCCCUUUGUUCAUUGUUGCGUUUUUUAAAUCUUGCCUCUGGUGUCAAGUGGAUUGCCUUGUUGAAAAAUCCAGCAAAGCAAAUGUCAUGCAACAAAAAUAUCCCCUUUUUAAACUUCCUUUCUUGCUAUCCUUGCUGCUGAAAUAUUAUUAUUAUUCACUGAAAUCUGCAUGCAGCCAUUCAGUCAUAGAUCUCAGGGAAGUUCACAACACAAAAACACAAUAUAAAACCCACAAAAUAAGUAAUAUAAAUAAGAACAAAAACAAACCAAGUAUCUUCCCAGCAGUUUUAAAAGGGUAUCAGAUGUUAAUCAACCAAAGGUUUGAUUGAAGAGGAAUGUUUUUGUCUGGCAUCUAAAGGUGUAUAAUGAAGGGGCCAGCCAUAUCUCCCGGGGGAGAGCAUUCCACAAAAUGGAGAGCCACAACCGAAAAGGCCUGUUCUCAUGUUGCUACCCUCUGGAUCUCAUGAAGGAGGCACAGGAAGAAGGUCCUCAGAUGAUGAUCUCGGUUUGGGUAGGUUCAUCUGGAGAAAGGUAGUUCUUGGGAUAUUGUGGUUCUGAGCCAUUUAAGGCUUUAUAGGUCAAAACCAGCACUUUGAAUUGGACCCAGAAGCUAAUUGGCAGUCAGUGCUGAAACCAUCUUGCCCCAGUGAGCAACCUGGUUGCCAGAUUCUGCACCAGCUGAAGUUUCUGAAUCAUCGUCAGAAGCAGCCCCAUGUAUCACACACAUUGCAGUAAUCCAGGCUAGAGGUUAUCAGAGCAUAGACAACAAAACGUAGGCUAAGUGGAAGGGAAGGAUCACAAGGGGAGAAACCCAUCUCUGCACUUCUCCCCCUUAGAAACUUACAAACCAUUCAGAGUGGAAAGCUAUAGACCAGCAAUAUUACUGACAGAUUGAUUUAGGAAUGCCAAGAAAGGCACCAAGUUGUCAAUUCCUAUCAUAGACAGAAGGUAUCCUGUUGGUGAGAUGGGUAAAGAGAAUAUGAAGUAUUGUACCAUUUCUAUUUUGUCAGUUUGAUUACCGUAUUUUUCGCUCUAUAAGACGCACCAGACCACAAGACGCACCUAGUUUUUGGAGGAGCAAAACAAGAAAAAAAAUAUUCUGAAUCUCAGAAGCCAGAACAGCAAGAGGGAUCACUACGCAGUGAAAGCAGCAAUCCCUCUUGCUGUUCUGGCUUCUGGGAUAGCUGCGCAGCCUGCAUUCACACCAUAAGACGCACACACAUUUCCCCUUACUUUUUAGGAGGGAAAAAGUGAGUCUUAUAAAGCAAAAAAUAUGGUACUUAUUUGUGCAGCACUCACACUGCUUUAUCUGAAAAGAGAAAUUUAACAUAAUGAGCAGAUCAAGAAUCCAUUUAUUUUCAAUUAAUUUUUAAUUAAGAGAAUUUCAGUUUCACAGGAGAAAGUGAAAAAAGAAAAAGAAGAAAAAAGUGCAAAGAAGAAUAAAAAGAAUAAAAAAUUUACACCCAUACCCACUGUAGAUAUAUAGAGUAGGGUAUAGCAGACUAAAUAAUAAGAAUAAGAAUAAGAAUUUAUUUAUACCCCGCCCUCCUCGGCCAGAGCCGGCUAACACCAAUAAAGUUACAGUAAAAACAUAAUAGAAAAAAACUAAUUUAAAAUCCAGGCUAAAAUGCAAUUUAAAAUGCAGCCUCAUUUUAAACAUAGCCCAUAGAUCAGAAACCAUAAGGGGAGGGAAACAAGGGUCAGACUGAGUCCAAACCAAAGGCCAGGCGGAACAGCUCUGUCUUACAGGCCCUGCGGAAAGAUGUCAGGUCCCACAGGGCCCUAGUCUCUUGUGACAGAGCGUUCCACCAAGUCGGGGCCAGUACUGAAAAGGCCCUGGCCCUAGUUGCGACCAAUCUAACUACCUUGCGACCUGGGACCUCCAAAAUGUUGUCAUUUGUGGACCUUAAGGUCCACGGGGCAUACCAGGAGAGGCAGUCCUGUGGGUCCUAGGCUGCAUAGGGCUUUAAAGGUAAAAACCAACACCUUAAACCUGACCCUUUACUCCACCGGGUAAAGCACUGGAUGAAUGUGAUCCCACAGCAAGGACCCCAUAGGGAGCCUCGCCGCGGCAUUCUGCACCUGCUGGAGUUUUUAGGUCAGCUUCAAGGGCAGCCCUGCGUAGAGCGAGUUACAAUAAUCAAGCCUGGAGGUGACCGUUGCAUGGAUCACUGUGGCCAGAUCAGGGCGAGAAAGGUAAGGGACCAACUGCUUAAUAUGGCGGAGAUGGAAAAAUGCCACCUUUGCUGUGGCUGCAACCUGCGCCUUCAUGGAAAGGGAGGCGUCAAAGGUUACACCCAAGCUCUUUACAGAAGGCGCUGGCACUAAUUGAGCCCCCGCAAUAUAAUCAGUUACACUUGCAUUUUUCUAUAGAUAUGUAAGUACUGUUAUUGUCAUAAUAUAUAUAUGAUUGUUGAUAGCCUACUAUAUCCUGUAUAAAUUAUUUCCAAAUGCCAAUAUAUUUCUCCAAAUGAAGUCUGUGUCAAUAAGCAGUCCAUUCAUAUGUUGUGAGCGCUGUCAUGUCUUCAAUCCAUCAAUUAAAGGGGACCAUGUCUUUAUUCUUUCCAGUUCAUCAAUACCAGUCUUGGCCAUGGUUAGGGCUCAUAGAAGGAAUCCGUUUAUGGCUAUUCAGCAAAAGGUCUCUUACUUUAUCAAUUUUUCCUGAUUAAAGGUCCAAAGAAACCAGUAACUUAGUUCCAUUUUUCUUCCAACCAUCCUCACUGCAAUUCCCACAGCACAAGGAAAGCCAAGGCAACUGUGCUCUUCUGCUACCAAAUAGUAAAAAUGAAGGGAAGCUGUAUUCAGAAACUGUCAUUCAGCACAAGCCUUUGAAUUUAGGUAAGUUGCUGCUUAUUUACUGAACAUGUAUGGCUUUUAGCCAUCAGUCCCCAUGGGUGGGCAAAAGGUAAAAUUGACAGGUAGACAUCUGGGCGCUUUACAGAAGAUCCAUAAAUUCCAACUAAAAAUAAUUCUCAAUCAUGGCUGGGCUUUUGCUAGUUGCAUAUCGGUUUCUGUGUUCCUCUUUUAAAAUUUGAAUAUUGAUUUGUUAACAAUGUAUAUAAGAGUUCUUGUUCAUAUACCUGAUUUGCCACGACACAGAUACAGAUAUAUAUUUCUAAAUGCAGAUUAUUCUAGUGUAUGGCUUUUGAGACACAGUAGAUAAUUGACUCGGUACACUCAGCCACAAUUUUACGCCUGACUGGUUGGUGGAUAUUGGAGUUAUCAAAUGGAGAUAUAGCAAAAAUACAGAAUAGCAGAAUAGAGCUCACAAGGCUGAAGUCUUCCCUCUCACCAGUGUUACAAAUAAUGUAUGAAUGAAUGACGAAGACACAGAUCUAUGGAGAAUAAAAGCUAUGUAGCCAGGAUGUCUUAUGUUUGCCCUCCACUGUCAGAGCCAGUAUGCCUCUUGAAUGCUACUGGUUGGAAAUCGCAUGAGGCGAAUGCAGUUGCACUCAGGCCUGCGACUUCCCAUAGGACCUUUGGUCUGAUCCAUUGGGGCUCAUAGGUAAUAAAGGUAAAGGUGAGGGACCCCUGGACAGUUAAAUCCAGUCAAAGGUGAUUAUGGGGUGCAGCGCUCAUCUCACUUUCAGGCCGAGGGAGCCGGCAUUUGUCCACAGACAGCUUUCCGGGUCAUGUGACCAGCAUGACUAAACCGCUUCUGGCGCAACGGAACACCGUGACGGAAACCAGAGCGCACGGAAAUGCUGUUUACCUUCCCGCCGCAGCGGUACCUAUUUAUCUGCUUGCACUAGUGUGCUUUCAAACUGCUAGGUUGGCAGGAGGGGGCUCAUGGUAUCACUGUGCACAGUGCUUUAUGUGGUAUAAAGCUGUGUACACGACAUGUAUUUAAAAAAACAACCUCCCCAAAGAAUCCUGAGUACUGCAGUUGUAGCAGAGAGCUGCAGUUCCCAACACCCUUAAACUACAGUUCUCUGGAUUUUUUGGGGGGUGGGGUGGGAAAGUCAUGUCCUUUAAAUGUGCAUUAAAUAGAUGCUUUAUAUGCAGGCCAAGAGGAUAGGGCCCUGCAAUCAUAACUUCUAGAAGGGUCCCUAUCCCUGCUCAGUUAGAGCUCACUAGCUACAGAUUUGUGUGUUCUACUUCUAUAUAGCUCAAACAUUUCAGUAACCAGUUCAAUACUGAAAUGGUAUUUGAUAAAUCCCAGGAUAUUUUCAGACUGAUGAAGGGCUUGUUGAGUCCAUGAGGUGUUACAAAACCACCUGUUGGUGUCCUAGAGUCAGAAGGUUUUCUCAGGGCAGAAUGUUCUUUUCUUUUUUAAAAAGCAGCCACUGAAAAAUGCUUAUAGUACACCUUGUCUGAAGCAGUUAAGGGUUGUGUGCUCAAAUAGUUUUAGCUCUGAUGCUUUUCCAAGUGUAGAGAAAGCUGUUGGCAGUGUGGCUUCCCUGGGGAAGGAACUGUGAAGAGGGCAAGUUCUUUAUUUCUUGAACGUUUUAUCACAGCACUGGCAGUAACCAAAGCAAGCCCAUCAUGGGUACCAAACUGUUGAGAGUCCUGCUAUUCCCAGAACAACAACUGCUAUGACACAUUGUGGCGCUCACUUUUUUUCAUUCUGUGGAUAUUUUAAAAUUUACUCUAGGACUGAGGCUAGUACUUUGGAGGGCAAAUAAACUCAAAUUUUGAUUUUAAAAUGCUGCAGUUCAGCAGCUGGAGUACAUUAGGCAAAUUAGACAGUGUUGAUAAAAAAACCACUGAAUUUGCAUUUUUGCUGUGGUAGCAAAAUGUUCCUUUUUAUCCCUCGGUGGUUCCAAGUACUGUGGAAUGAAAGCAACAGCAUUUCACAACAUCUUCACAGCUCUAGACUCCAGGGUCUGCUCAUGCUGGCUACUUCCCCCUCCUUUUUAUAGGCUAUAUCAAUGAAUGUUCAGAUGUUAAAAAUGGGGAAGUGCUCAUGUAGCUGACCAUCAUGCAGUCAUCUUGUAGCGUCUCAGUGGCAACAGGUGUUAGCUUGAGGGUGAAUUGCAUUUAACCAGCAAUACCAAGGUGUUGUAUAAAACAAGCACAGCCUGGGGCAGCAGUGGGGGGAAAUAAUAUUUGCGCCUUGAAACAAAAUUGUGGGGCCAUUACUCCCCAAAAAGAAUUGUUUAUACAAGUUUUAAUUAUGUAGUACUAUGAUAUAUUUUGCUUUUGGCUGCUGAUUACUAGAGAGCAGUCUUCAGCUGGGAGAAGAAAAUGAGUGUUGGCUGUUUUGAGUGCAUGUGUGUUUCUCACUUCUGUAACUGAGAAUGUAGCCAUUGAUUUUUCAGAAAAGCUUAACCCCUCAAACAGAUGGGGAACAAUUUUUGUUCCAUUCUAGGCAAAGUUCUGAAGGCCACAUGCCCAGUGGUAGGUGGAGUCGGAGGCAAAACUGGGCAGAGCAACAAAUAGAAAUUUUACCUUUGUACUGUAGACUACUUUCUCCACACACACACACACACACACACCUCCAUCAAGAAAAACAAGGGGCGCAUAGUUCAAGCACACCAGGCAAAAAUGCUCUUGCUUUAAAGUAAGGCCAGUGAUGGGUGUGGUCUGGAGAGUUCAAAGGGUCAUACAGAGAGGUCUUUUGGCCCCCAUGCCUGAGGUUCCAUACCCCUGCCUUAAAAGCAGGCAGUACUGAGUCUUCAUAUAAUUUCUGUUCUGUAAGUUCCUUUGGGAGAAUGUUGGAAGAUCUGAAAGUUCUUUCUCUUGUUCUAAGAUGAUGAUAGGACAAAGAAGAAUAAGAGACGCCAGGGACCUAGCAAGGCACCAGCUCCAGUUCACAGUUCUCAGCUGACUCAGGAACAAAGUCGUCGUAAGGUUGUGGAUGCCUUGAGGGAAGCUCUUUUGAAAAGGUAAAAAUGCCUGGACGUCUCAGUCUACACAGGAAAGGAACUUAUGUAUGAUUCUUGAUUGUAAGGUGGUAAAGGUAAUCUGAAACAUUUGUAGCAUUAUUCUUUUUAUCCCACCAUUCCUUCAAAAAGUACAAGACGUGAUACAUAUCAUGAUAUCCCAUGAUAUCCUCAAAAUGGCCCAAGUCAAUAACUAGCAGUUAUACCACACUAGCAUUACACAUUUAUCUGUUGCAUUGAGAUGUUGUGGACUCUGGGCUUGGCCCACUGACCAGUUUAUUUGUGAAAGUGCAGGCAUGUUUGCAGAUCAGCCCUUGUGUGGAUGCCCUGUCUAGGUAAAUCAACACAUUCCUUGCCUUCUGUGUUUCAGGUUGGAUGAUUUGCCUGACCUGUGUGUACAGAAAAAAACAGUCGUGAAGAUAGCAAAGAAAGUGGAGCAGGAGAUUUUCAAACGGUUUUGCUGUGUUGAACAAAACUACAAGAACAAGUACCGCAGUCUGCUCUUCAACUUAAAAUCUGCAGAAAACCAGGUCAGAAAAACAAAAUGAAAAAGCACACAAAACUCUUUAUUUGCCUCAUGAUAUUUUUAAUGGGCAGUGUGAUUCUCCUUAUUACGCAAAGAUUGUAAAUCGCGGUGAAAGAUAGACAUUUCCCCCCCCCCCCCCCUAUGUUUUGUUGACUUGUACCCUUCAUUACACUUGUCAUCCAGUAAUCUUUAUUCCCUCUCUAGGGUUGAAAGAUGUGUCUGGCCAUCACUGUUAUUUUUUAAAUUGGCUGUGCUAGUAAGAUAUCCUUCACUAUGCAAAAUGGCUCACUCUCUCAGCCUUUUUUUAAACAACCUGCAAAAGUUGCUUUAUUGUUAUUCUAAUAAAUAGUCUUUCUAAUGAGGAUUGCUUGUUUCACUUUAUUUCAGUACCUCUUCCGCAAAUUAAUACUUGGGGAGAUUACCCCCAAGAGACUAGUUCAGAUGAGCUCCUUUGAGAUGGCACCCCCGGAACUAGCAGAGUGGAGAGCCAAAGAGAACAAACGUGUAAGUAAUCAUUUUAUGCCCAGGAAAAGGCAAAGCAGAGCGAAUCAGUUUCCAGCUUGGACCACGAAGUUGUUUCAGAGUCAGCAGCUUGCUCUAUGCUUAUCUGACGGCAAUUUACUUACUAGAGAAAAAUACGUCCUAAUAGAAGCCCAGCGGUGGGACAUGUUUGGCUUUAUUUUUCCAUGUGUAUCCUAGCUUUAGGACUCUUUCACACAUACGUGGUGGCAAACCUGUGCCACUGAGUGUAUGCUUCAGGUCAUAGUCAACCCUGGUUCCAUAACAAGUGUAUGUGUAUGAUACAAUCUUGGUAAACACAUGUUUAUUGCAUUUGUGCAUUAUAUAUCAAGUGUAAGCCCAAAAGCAUUAUAUGUGAAGUGCCCCCCCAAUGCAUAUUUAGAGCAAUGCCUACAUCACUGUGCUGUUUGCAGGCGCUGGAAAUAAUAGAGAGAGAGGAACAAGAAGCACCAAGGUGUUGCUCUGCAAAAUUCAACCACAAAGGAAUUGUAGAGAUAGAGAGAGAAGCAGAAGAGGACUUGAUGUUCCAAGAAAUAUUUGUGAGUAGAUAGCGAUGUUCAGACAAGCACAACCAACUGAGCAUAUACUGUGCAAAUCAUUUCAUGCUCAAGGAAAAAUAUAUAGGUGCCUGAGAUCAACCAGAUUGCAUGAAGCAGGCAUUUGAGCUGCAUGUGAUGAAUUUCUGACACAGGUUUCUGUGCAGAUUGUUGGGUAGUAGAGAACUACUUAACAGUACCAGUGCCUUGAGUCCAAGCAGGUGCAGCAAAAACAGAGCCUAAAUGUGGCCCUAGACUUUUCCCUGCUCGUCAUUAAAAUUUCCUGUAAUCACUAUAAAAGAAGAGCAAGGGGUUGCACUUGCUUGUACUACGGAACCUGCGUAGGGACCUUGGGGGUGCAGGUCUGAAAAGUAAUGGUGCACCUCACACUACAGUCCCUUCGACUUUUUGUUAGUGAGUUUGAUUAUGCUUUCAGUAGUGCUUUGGUCAGAGCCUGUUCUGGAUAGGAUCAGAGAGCCGCAUAAUUUGCCAGAUGCUGUAAAGGAGUCAACAUUAGCUCUUACAAGUGCUGCAAACUUUUAAUUGCCCCCCCCCCCCCGAUUAAUUGACUAUUGAGUUGUUUAACUAAAGAGACUAAUUGUAGUCAGUGAAACCAAAAGUUAAGGGCACAGUAACUUGCCACCUUGCAUUAUUUUUAGGGAUCACAGUCAGCCAAAGAGGUGAACCAUAGUUCUGAGAUUCCUAGAGUAUCUGUGAGAGACCCAGAUGAUGUUCAGCGGAAUCGUUCUGAGGAUCCUAACUAUCUUAGUUGUUUUGGUAAGUUACCAAACUUGUUAACAUUCUGCAGCAAAAAGAGGGAUUGCUUUUUUGGACCACCGAAUUAAAGAUUCCAGCCAUUCUUUAUAAGACUGACCUUCUGAGUUUGUGAGUUUUUAUUUAUUAUUUCUUCAAAUACAAAACUCCAAAGUCAAUCUUCAAAUCCAAGCGGCAGUAGAAAAAUCUUGGGCCUGCCAAUUAAAUUUGACAACGGAGAAAAAGGAUUCUUGAAAAUUGAUUCAGAAUCUUUUAAUGUGGGGGGAAAAUAGCACUGUUCCUUCUGGCUUUCUAGGACAAAUUACUGCCGGCGGUGAGCAGGGAUUUAAGCCACCUACGUACAAGCACGCUUUAAAACAGAAAGCAAAUGCCACCAAACAUUGGCACCCAAGCACCAUGUUCUCAGAGGAAGGAGAAAGGCCUCUUCAUGUGGACAGGUCUGUAUAAUUCAUACUUCUCAACCCCCAGAACUUUAAUAUUGAAGAUAAACCCUAUAAAUAACGCAACACUUUUAAAAAUGCGAUACAUUAAACCUUAAAAGAAAUAAGUCAGUCUGAGAUGUGUGAAGCUUUGUUCAUUUGGUGGAUAUCAACACAGUUACUUUUAAGCUGUAGCAGUAACUCAGGCAUGCAUUGCCAUUUUCCCUUCAUACAAGGGUAAGAGGAAAAUUUCCAUUGGAUAGCCUUUUAGGUCCAAGAGAGAAAUGAGAUAAUAAAGCACAGCACAUCUAGAUUUAUAGGGGAAAUGUGAUUCUUACUCUUCUACCACCCAUCCAACAGAUAGAAGAAAAAUUCUGAGACUUAGUCUGGUGUUUUUGGAACCUUUGUAGUUGUUGGCUGUCAUAUUUGGUAUCAGUAUGUCCUCUGUUAUUGGCUGAGUUGUUGAGGAAUAGUUCUGAACGUUCUGACUUAACAAAAAUUUAAAAAACAAUGAUCCACUGAAACAGAUGGCUUCCAUUGCAACAACUUCCAGAGGGGUACUUUUGUUAGUCUCUUGAAAAGAAAAGAAAAAAAGCACUUUAAAGACUAUUAAAUUUAUUAUGGUGUUAGUUUUCAUGGAUUAGAGUCCACUUCAUCAGAUGCAUUGCAAUACCUCUCAGUUUGUAUGUGUGUAAGGGGGCGGGGGAGUGAGGGAGUAUAAAAACUGGAGUUCAUUGGUAAGGAAGUACAAAAGUACAGCCUGUGCCAAUUUAAUUAGAGCUUAACUGUAUGCAAACACUAUGAAACAUUACAACAAUUGGUGAUAACAGAAUCUGCUUAGCAUUGCUGAGUAAAAUAACACCUGUAGUUGGACAGGAAACAAUUGUCUCUAUUCAGGCCCAAAUGAAUUAGAAUCAAAUUUCUUGAUAAAUUGUAACUCGGCCGUCUCAUGUUGGGAUUUCCUUUGAAGUUCCUUUGUUCAGGGAUAGCUACCUUAAGGUCCACACCAGAGUGUCCCAAUAGCUUGAAAUGUUCUUCCCCAGCCUUGCCGAUCCCGCUUUGAAUAGCCAAUAGCUGCACUCUUUGGGAUAGCUAGCAGUGAUAGGAGCAGGAGGAAUAGCAGGCUCCAUUUACCACAUUCCUUUGUGUCUGUUUGGAUUGGACCCAAUAAAACAAGCAGUUGAAAAGAAUGACAUUUAAAAACAGUUUUUAAAACAAUAAAACCAGAAGUUCAGUUCAGGGAAAUGCUUGCGUAAACAGGUGUGUCUUCAAGAGCUGGCAGAAUGCCAACAUUAGAAGACAUUUCCUAAGAGCUAUUUGAUGGUGGAACGUGCAUCCGGAAGUGGCGAGUUCUUUUCUGAAGGUAUUUAAGCAGAGUGGAUAGCCAUCUGUUCGGGAUGUUGUAGUUGCAAGAUCCUGUAUUGCAGAUCCUACACUGAGCCCCGGGGGUUGGACUGGAUGGUCUUCGAGGUCUCUUCCAGUUCUACAAUUCUGAACAGAACUGGAUUUGCAUAUUUCCUCAUCUCUUUUAGCCCCAUCUCACCUCACAUUCCAAAGAAACAUCGACGAGUGGAGAAGCAGCCCAGGAACUCCGCCAUCUGGGAAGGAGUCAUUCACAUGUUCAGUGUGAAGCAAUUUGUGGCAAAAGCAUAUCCUGUUUCUGGAUCCAGCUGUAAUCUGUCACAGGUAUGAGCAGUGGUGGCUGGUAACACUUUGACUUGGUAGUGCUGUGUCAUAGUCCCGUUGCCAAGCAACACCGUGCAGAGCUCGGUGGAGUGCGAGCCCAAACAAACAGGAAAUAAGAGUCUUUGAGAUGCACCUGGCAGAGUCAGCGUACAAAGUCAAGUCCGUUCCAAGGGUUGGGCAAACAGCAAUCCACAUAGACAAUCCAGAGGUUGGGGAAUCAGAUGAUCACGAAGCCAAGGGUCCAAACAGAGAGCAGGAAGCAGCAAGGUAGGGCCAGGAACCACAGGCUUUGUUUCCAGCCUCUGACUGCUGCUGAGAGCUCUGUUUAAGAAGGCUGGAGCCAGCUGGUUCUCAUCAGUGCCUUCUCUGUGUCCUUGAAGGCUGAUCAGCUGCAGGUGGAGUCACUCUGCCUUCUCCCCCUUCAGGCUGCUGUUCAGCAGGAGAAGCUGACUCCUGGCCCAUGACAGGUUGCAGUUUUUAACCUUGCUUCAUCACAAUAGGACUCAUACAACACUUAUUUAAGAAAGUUUACCAUUACAGAUGUGCAGAUUGCCACCGUCUCCUUGAUGGAAAACACCCAUUAUUCUUUGCACAUCUAUGGACAGGGAAAGAGCUGCUAAGCAAGAGGACUCAAGAAUCAUUUUCAGACAAUACUGACUGCAUAGCUCUUAUUUAGAAAUUAAGGCAGACCUCACAGCAUAAGUUUGUGAAUUCGUGUAUUGAUUACAGCUACAUAUCCAUUUCCAAAGAACCAAAGAAACAUGCAAAAACUUUUAAAAUGUGAGGAACACUUGCUUCCAGUUGCAUGCAGUUAUCCUCACCCCAAAUCAAUUUUAACUUUUUAUUAUCCAAAACACACUUUUUUCUAAAUUAAAAGAAUCCUUACCAACACCUGCUGCAGUUUUUAAUGAGUGAGUACAGGGAAAUGGUUAAUGCACAGUUCGUUGCAAUACAUACACAAGCUAUCCACCAUUCUCCCAGGAAAUUCACAAAAAUAAAUGCAAAGUGACCAAAUAAAAAAAUUGAUAUUUUUAAAGGAAAACGACUCACAAUGUGCCCGCUAUUGCUUGCUUGGUCGCUCUCUAGCAAAGCCACAAAACAAAAUACUAAAAUAAAAAGGCUCUUUUGGGGAAGGGAACAUGUUAAUUCUCUGGUUACUAAAGUCCAAGGGUUUUUUUGAGCAGGAACUUGGUUCCCUUACCUUUUUUAAAUUAAUUGAUUUUUUUUAGGGGGGGGGGCUGAAACAGACAUACACCCAAUGCCUGAGCCAAAAAUCCACCUAUAUCUGUAAUCAACAAAUUUGUGGCCAUUUCUAAUCCAGAUCAUUGUUUGCUUGAGUUUAUUAAUCACAUCUUACAUUUAACCACUGCCUGUAUGUGUGUGGCACUGCGACUGGAUCCCACAUUAAACAAACAAACAAACAAACAAAAACAAACAGACAGACAGACAGACAGACAGACAAGCUUUGUGUUGAGUUCCCCCACAUUUCUUCCAGAAAAACGUACUGCUAAACCUAUGAGGAGAUCUGGUGGCCUUCAGGGAAAUGGCUCUGAGUUUGCUCAGAACAGUUGUAUGAUUUGAUAAGGCUGGAACAGAUUAGGUCCUCUCUAGUCAAUGUAGAUUGCCUUCAUAACAGGAAGGAGGGGAAACUGUUCAGCCAGGGCCCAAAAAUCUAAUAUUGCAAGUUCACUUUAUUUUUGGUAGUUUGUAAGUUUUCAUGGCACUUUGUAAGUAAUUGUCUCUUUCUCACAUAUUUGAUAAAUGGUGUAAAAUUAUUUUUGAACAACGGAAUAUUUUUCGCCAACGUGCUGUACGAGUUGCACUAUCUUUAUUAACUGCACAGGUUGCAUUUUUCUAGCAGGGCUCAAAAAUUGGCAGUUCUCCUUGAGGAAUAUGGGAGGGACCUCUUUAUUAUCCAGUACUUUUGGAUUAAGUGUGGCUAAGUGAUACAGAGAGCAGAUUGACCCGAGAAAAGCAGAUGGAUGGAAAUAUCUCCAGAACUACUCUUGAGUUCAAAUGGAAGCAUAAAAUGUGUGUGGGACAGGAAAGAAUGGGUGGCUUUGAAAUUGGGGAGGCGGGUCCUUUAAAAAUGUGUUUGCCAUUCUCCUUGGGAGGGUUGUGCCCCAGUAGUCCAAGUGUAAGAGCCUCUACUGGGUAUGAGCAGGGCUAGUUUAGGUACAGCUCAAUAUCUCCACCCAUUUAAGAACUUUCAGCAAGUUUGCCACUACUCUUAUCAGAGCAUCCCUUUUAUUUUGCUUCUUGGGUGGGAUGUCUGACCAAGUCCUAAUAGCUCUGGAGGAGGGAUAAGCAGUUGCUAAAUAAGCCUUACUGUCUCUGUUAGAGCAGCAGGGUAAAAAGAGAGGACAAAAUAAGUUUUCUUUCUACUCUUCCCUGGUUAAGUUGAAACUGAUAUUCCAGGGAUUCUGAUAUUGCGACAAUAAGUCAUAAAGCUGGUGUAGUGUACUAAGACAGUAAAUUAUGAGAUGGAAUAUCCAUGCUUCAAAUCAUAUUCCUGCCAUGAAAGUUUUAGGAAGCCUCCCUGCACUCCCCAUCUUCAGUUAGGAGAGAACUGCUGCCCUUAAAACAGCCCUAGAAGGGUUGCUAAGAUAAUGUUCAUUCUAGAUCUGUUUCCACUAGAUCAGUGUACAAAAUUCAAUCACAGACAUGUGGAUUUCUCUUAUGAUAGUGAUCUUCCUUUAUGCUCUUGUGAUUCAUCCAGGCCUUACCACAUCUUCUACAGGGAAGGGGCUGUAUUCUCCCGGAGGAUGUCUGGUCCUAUCUAGACAGCAUAUGGCCAGCAAACAGCAAGGUAUCUCUCUGAAAGGUUCUUAUUUUAAUCAGGCUCUGUUGCUUAUUUGAUACCACAGUUGACCUUGAAGGUUCCCACAGCCCCAUCAGGAACAUCCAAUGCAGAUUUGUGCCUCCUCAGGAUCCUCCUUUGUAAAGAGUGGGAUUUGGAGCCAAAUUACAUGUUACAUAGCAUCAGCUAUGUAGCAGAUUUUUUGCUUCUGUAAUUACCAUAGGUACCGUAUUUUUUGCUCUGUAAGACGCACCAGACCACAAGACACACCUAGUUUUUGGAGGAGGAAAACAAGAAAAAAAAUAUUCUGAAUCUCAGAAGCCAGAACAGCAAGAAGGAUCGUUGCGCAAUGAAAGCAGCAAUCCCUCUUGCUGUUCUGGCUUCUGGGAUAGCUGCGCAGCCUGCAUUUACUCCAUAAGACGCACACACAUUUCCCCUUACUUUUUAGGAGGGAAAAAGUGAGUCUUAUAGAGCAAAAAAUACGGUAAUUCUGCAGGUGCAUGUGUGUGCCAUCUGUAUAGGGAAGGUAGCAUAGAUGAACAAAAGUUCUCUCAUCCAGACUUUGCUUUUUUGCUGGUUGAUAUUUCCACUGAGUCCUUGGGUCCAGAGAUAUAUCAUUCAAGGAUUGUAGUUUUGCUCUGAACUGUUUUAGGGCUGUAGCUUAAUGACAUUGUUUUAAGGUGUUUGUGUUAGGGCUGGGAGAUAUCUGGUUUUCAACAUCGCGAUAUAUCACCACCUAAGUGUUGUGAUAUACCAAUAUAUCACAGUGUCUGAAAUAAGGCUAGAACUAUGUGGAGGUGAACAGUAAGGCUGGGCGAUUUCUGCUUUUCAACUUUGUGAUAUAUCACCAGCUAAACAUUGCAAUAUACUGAUAAAUCAUAAUGUCUGAAAUAACGAUGGAGCUAUGUAGAGGCAUUGGCUGGUUUUACAGUUUUCGCCACAUUGUGAUUUUUGCAUAGCGCGUGCGCGCACACACACACACACACUGUGAUUCACAAUAUAUUGUCAGGUCAAAAAUGAUAAAACCAGUAUCAUGAUAUGGUAUUGAAACUGGUUUUGGAUGAUAUAUUGCAUAGCCCUAACACACAUCAUGAUUCAUGACAUAUUGCCCGGUCAAAAACUAUGAAACCAAUAUCACGUUAUAGACUUCAAACUGGUUUUGGAUGAUAUAUCAUCAUAUUGCCCAGCCCUAGUGUGUGUGUGUGUGUGUGUGUGUGUGUGUGUGUGUGUAAGUAAGUAAGUAACACCCAGUAUGCUGCAACACCAGAUGCGCAGCAUAAAUCAAAGAACAGUAUGAGCCCUUGUAGCUAGAUUGGAAGGUGAAUAACAUUGUUCGUAGCAAUCUAGGGCCUCCUGAUAGUUACAUCUGUAAUUUCUGAGCUAAAGAAUAAAUUUAGUAAUUACUUCUUGCCUUUCCUAUACAUGCAAAUCUGUUUCAUCACACAGAUGGUGGUGGGGCAUUUAUAAGGAAAGAAAACCAUAGAAGACAUCUGAAAGCAGCCCUGUUUAGGGAAGCUUUUAAUGUUUAAUAAGUUAUUGUAUGUUAGUGUUCUGUUGGAAGCCGCCCAGAGUGGCUGGGGAAACCUAGCCGGAUGGGUGGGGUAUAAAUCAAUUAUUAUUAUUGUUAUUAUUAUUUAAGUACAAGGAUUUUAUCUUACUAUGUUGGUAGUUCCUAGUAAAAAAAAAUUAUGUCAGCACCAUCCAGAACUCUCUUCUGUUACGCUUUCCUGUUUCCAGAAUUGUUGCAGUUGCAGAUAGUAAAGGACCAGACUGUGGGCUGGAGUAGGUAGGGCUAACAAACACUUUCUGAGGAGGCAGGAUCUUUCUUGAACUCCUGUCCUCUUCCUGCCUUGAUUAGGGAAGGUUCUUUCUCGGAGCCUCUUAAUGGCUAGAAGUGAGCAAUGUAUACAAAAAAACCAAAAGUACAAAUAGAAAGAAAGAGAUAAAGAAUGCAAAAACAGAAGCUUAAUGUGGGAAUAGAAGGGCUCAAAGCCUCACAGCCACUGGAAACUAAAUGCAUUCUUCUUCCCUCUUCGUCAGAGAGGCUGCAACUGGAGUGGACACCACUUGGGAACUCCCAGAUAUCUUGUGCAGCAUCUGAUGUCCCCCAACCCACCCCCAGUUGCUGCCAGAUGUAGCAACCUAGAGGUUACCAACAACUAUAAAGUGGUAGCAGGGAGCCAGAUAGGAUACUCAUCCUCAGGCCCUGCCUUCUGGCUUUGAGUCAAACUGCAGCUAGAAGCAGUCCAGCAUGACCUAACCUUACAGGAGUGGAUGUGAUUUCCAGGCCCCGGACUUGAUGAGCCAUUCCCUGCUGCCACCCUUAUUCUUGACUGAAGAAAUUUUCAUCCCGACCUGACCUGAUCUGUAGGGUUGCUUGAGGCCACAGUGGUGCACCAGCGGCAGUAAGUCAGAUGGCAGAAGGGAGGUGUUAGGCUUUCUUCCAAAGGAGGUGUGAAAAGCUCUUCAGCCACAGAGCCCCGCCUGAUCUGGCAGCUGUGUUGUGUGGGGCCCUCCCUGAGCUGAAUGUCCUGAUCCUUACAAGAAGAACAGGUGCUCAAUAGGCAAAAUGUUCCUUUUCAUAGGAUCUCUGUACUCCCUGAUAAUAGCUUUUCUUUUUCUUCCCAUGUUUGCGCAGGAGAUGGGAGUGAUAAGAUUCCACCCCAGCUUAUCCAAAGGCUUCGACCCUUAUAACACACUGUAUUCCUACUUGAACAAUAAACAAAGAUAUGGCAUCGUGGACAGCAACCAGAUGGAGAUAUUCAUGGUGCCAUUAGCAGCUUACCAGCCUGUGCCUUCUAAACUGCACGCAUUUGGUGGUCCAGGUAGGAACUGGGAACAAAUCUUUCUCCUUUUUCUUGAAGUUCAUGGAAGUGGAAUUGAAUAAUUAUCAUAGAUAUCUUUCUGGAAAAUAUACUUUGUGCCACGUUAAGUCAAUACUCAGAUUUUCCUUUCCACUGUAAACUAAUAUAGCUAUUCUACUACAAUUUCUUUUCUGCAUGAAUUUUGUUUGUAUAAGUAGUUUUGUUAGAUUGGGGGUGGGGAAGACUGAGGAGGGAAGGACAUGAUAGAGGUUUAUAAGAUUAUUUGUACCAUGGCACAGAGAGGGUAAACAAAAGAGAAAUUUUACUUCUCAGCAUACAGAAGCUUGUAGAAAUCUAAUGACAGUGAUAGGCAGAAGGUGUAAAGGCAAACAAGAGGACUUUUUUUAAAAAAUGUUUUUUAUUAAAGAUUUUCUGGGCUUACAAAAAUACAUACAUCAUCUCUAUUUUCAGAUCAUAAAGUUCUUUCUACAGAUCAGUUAUAUUUGAUGUGAAACUUUGAUGUAUACAGUAUAUAGUUGGGGGAGAAGAGAGUUGGGGGGAAAGCGGGGCGGGGAGAGAGAAGGGGCUAGUAAACUUUCAUUUUUUCAGUCACGUGGGUAGGUUUUCUUUCCAUUCAUUUAUUAUUUUCAUUGAUUCGCCAGAGAUAACAUACUGGAUGGUGUGAAGAAUGACAUUUCCCUUGGAGUAACUCAGUGAAAAAUACCCAGGCCAUGUGCUAAUGGCAAGAGUGCCAAGGCUUUGUAUAUUUGCUACCAAAACAAAUCCAAAUUUUGGAACUAGGAAACAGAUGGCAGAUAUUUUGCAAUAAUAUAUGCUAGCCAGAGAAUACAGGCCAUGGAAAGAAAAUAAGGAGUACACUGAAGGAUUCUGGGGCUUCUGAGUCCACCCUAGAUGUUGGCCCUGACUCCAGUAUGCGCAUGGAGCUGGUUUGUGUAGCAAAUUGGAUCAUUACUGAUUUUGUGGAGCUGCCUGUACUCAUUGAAACCGCUGUAUGCACAUUGGAGCUUCUGGAGUGAUGCAGCUUCCCAGAGUUUGAAAAUGAAUCUUGAAUGUUUGGCGUAUGAGGCAGAUAUGUGUAUGCCCCCCUGAGCAGAAUCCUUCAAUUGCUGGUCAUCUUAAAAAGUCCACUUUUCUGAAUCCCUCUGCCGUUGGCCUUUUUCAUCAUGUUAUCUGAUAUGACCUUUGCAUGCCUAUUCUGAGAUAGCACAGAAUUUGAUCAUCUGGCUGGAGCAGGAUAUUAAAAUGUAUUUGUUGACAUUUGGAAGUGGUGGUAUUCUUUUAUUUCUCAUUGCAAAGCGCUAGGGAAUCAUGUGUCCAUUUAUCAAGAAUGCUAUUUCCUAGGACUGAUGUGAGGGAAUGAAAAGAGGCAGGCAGGGCAAUGGGAAGCACCAAAUUGAUUGAAGUGAUUCCAUCAUGUAAAUGAUGUUUCAUAAUAAGGAUUAUUCUCCUACAUCACUUCGGUCUGUGUCUGGUGUUAAACCCUUAGACACACACCAUAAAUUUUACAUUUUCUAAAGCAGUACACGUCUGCUUUUUUCUAAACAGGUUAGAUGAUUGCUAGUGUGUUUAAGGACUUGAUUUUUUAAAAUUAUUGAAUGAUUUGCCCCUCCCCCCAGUUUGCUUUUAAAAUGUCAGGGUGCAUACUGCAGUCUAAUUAUUGUAGUUUUCCGUUAGCUAAGGCACCUGUUUUAAGAACAGCUGAGAUUCUCAUGCUUUUGUCCUUGGGUUCUCACUAGAGUUACAGAAACAUGUCAUUUUGUUUAUUUGCUUUCUUUCUUUCCAUAGGGCUUGAGCCAUGCCACCCUUCUUUGUUGCUGGGACUAAUUCUGCCCAAGAGAACAUGUACAGGCAGUUUGGAAACAAUAUCUAAUCCUUUACCAAAAGCCAGGAGAAAGAAUAUCACUUUAAAGGACAGCGCUGGAGCGGAUAGCUUUUCUCUUCCACAAGUGGACACUUGCCAGACAUGGCCACCACAACAAUUGUCCAUAGAUAGCCUUCUCUGUGGAAAUGAGGGGCCCCUGCUAGUCCUUCCAAGACAAGAGCCUUUAGCAGCUGAUGCUGUCUUUGUUCACCCUGAAGAGCUUGGUGGAGAGACAUUUCAUAGAGAUCCUUCCUCUUUGCGGCAUGAAGAGGCAGGAAAUGAAGCCAACCACUUUCCUGUAGGUGAUACUCUCCAGUCACUAAGUAGUUCUUCUUGGGCAGUGGAACAGUGGAGCAACUUGAGUCUGGGAAUCUUGGGAGCACAGCCACAUCAGGACAGGGAUCAUGUGCAGCUCUGUGGUGAUUCUGAUCAAUCACAUAUCUGGAAGACUAUUGAGCUUCUUUUGUCUUCUGAGCCUGUGUGCCCAGAUCAACAUGAAGCAGAUGGAGCAAACAUAAUAGAUUCCUCAUUCUUACAGAGCAUCCUUUGUGCUGAUGCUUUGCCACCUUGUGAAGUGUCACAGGUUCUAUCUUCGCCCCAGAUUCCUUGCAUUGCAUAUGUUGCUGGAGAACCCAACUCAUUGUUGCAGGAAACUUUAUCCCUCAUCCAGCAGGUUGAGUCCCAUCUUCAGACCCAGGGGCCUAAUACACAGAUGCCCUAA